This is a messenger RNA of Eremothecium gossypii ATCC 10895, 2217 nucleotides long. It is a transcript of the gene SAP1, whose product is annotated as putative AAA family ATPase SAP1. Gene Ontology annotation, molecular function: ATP binding; ATP hydrolysis activity. NCBI's taxonomy places the organism in Eukaryota, Fungi, Ascomycota, Saccharomycetes, Saccharomycetales, Saccharomycetaceae. The transcript has a single exon. The record is from RefSeq and is marked provisional. The coding region runs from base 1 to 2217 and encodes 738 amino acids.
AUGGAUGGCGGGUCAAACGCUAUUGGGUUAUUGUCGAGACUAUCAAGGAGAAUGAAGAAGCCGCAGCAACCGUUGACGGACCUGACGCAGCUCUACAGCGAUGUGGCAAAUGAGACCAUCACAAAUCUGGGGCUGGAGGAGCGCGGGGAAAUAAAACGGGCAUAUCAGGGGUGGAAGGCGUUGCAGACGCAUGUACUGUACGAGCUGGGGCGGAUAGAGCGCAGCUACCCGCAGGUGCACUUAUAUAACAGCGAAGAGAUGGGGCUGCAGAGCGGGGUACAGGAGUUGUACACGAAGCUGCAGGUGCACAUGGAGCGGGUUGGGCGACUGUACGAGACAGAGGGCGACCGUGGGCGGCAGACGCGCUCGGGCACGACGCAGUCCGGGUCGUCAGGAUCCAAGGCGGGAUCGAUUGGCGGGACGACGCUGCUGCGGACGCUGCGGCGGCCGCCACCGGCGGAGGAGGCGAGCGCGAGGCCGGGCGCUACGGAGCCGGCGGCGGCGCCGGCGCGCGAAGCGGACCAGUUCUUUGGGUUUGACGAAGACGUAAACCUGAUCGACCUUUCGGAUGAGGGCGAGUCUCCGCGGGGCGGGAGCAAGAACCCUUUCAUAACCGGCUCGCCCGAGGAGGAGGGCGACGGUAGCGACUACGAGUUCAACGUCGACGACUACUUCAACCACUACCUGGAGGGCGACGAGGACGAGACGCCGCUGGGGGCAAAGCUGGAAAGAUUGUCGCUGGAAUCUUCGGAACCGCCACCUGUGCUGGCCACCAAGGCCCGUGCGGAGCCCUCGCAGUCACGGGCGCCGGCCAACCGCGGCCACUACAGGGCGGGACCGCGCGCGGCUAGCAGCACUGCAUCGCUGGGGAACCUGGGUCGACCUUGCUCUGCCCCAACGGUUGAUGGCGCGAAUCUUUCGACGCAGGCUGCGCGCAACGCGGUCCAGCCCGUUGCCGCGGCGGCAGCCAGCAGCGGGAACAUUCCCGCCGCACGGCGGGCUCGGCCGGAGAGGCGGAGAGUCAAAACUCAGGUACGGCGCCCUGGUGGCGGGAGCGGCCAUGCCGUCACCAGUCGGUACAUCGUAUACAGGAAAUCCGCCACACAGAAGGCGACGCCUGUUGGCACACCCGGAGGCACUCCUCCUCUAGGCGUAAAGGGAGAACCGGUUCCGAAUUCAUGGCAUGCUACACCGUGUGGCUCACCUGCGGCCUCCCUCACAAAGGAUAUAAAUGAGGAGGCUUAUUCAGAGGAUCUUAAGGAGGAGAUGGAAGCAGGCAUCAUCGACUCCCUACGGGGGGUUGACAAAACGGCUGCCAAACAGAUCUUUUCGGAAAUUGUAGUUCGGGGAGACGAAGUCCACUGGGAUGACAUAGCCGGCCUCGAUAGCGCAAAGAAUUCGCUGAAAGAGGCAGUAGUAUACCCUUUUUUGAGGCCAGACUUAUUCCGUGGUUUAAGGGAACCGGUUCGGGGUAUGCUACUUUUUGGCCCUCCCGGUACUGGGAAGACAAUGCUGGCGAGAGCGGUUGCGACAGAGUCACAUUCCACAUUUUUCAGUAUCAGUGCCUCAACGUUGACGUCGAAAUAUCUGGGAGAGAGUGAAAAACUCGUACGUGCUUUAUUUGCUGUAGCCAGGAAACUCAGUCCUUCUAUCAUAUUCGUAGACGAGAUAGAUUCCAUUCUCGGCUCUAGGAAUAACAAUAGCGAACAUGAAGCUUCUCGCAGGAUAAAGACCGAGUUUCUGGUUCAAUGGUCUGCACUCUCCAAUGCUGCCGCUGCUAAUGAGGCUAAUGAGGAAGACGAAAGAGUGCUGGUCCUUGCUGCGACGAAUUUACCUUGGUGUAUUGACGAGGCCGCAAGAAGGAGAUUUGUUAAGAGGCAAUAUAUACCACUGCCGGAAGGUGAAACACGAAGGCUUCAAAUCGAACGCCUGCUUUCUAAACAAAAACAUACAUUGACAGAAGAGGGGUUUGCGGAAUUGAUACGUCUGACCGAAGGUUAUAGCGGCAGCGAUAUUACUUCUCUAGCCAAGGACGCGGCAAUGGGCCCACUACGAGAGCUAGGGGAUAAUUUGUUGAUGACUCCUAGAGAGAACAUUAGGCCAAUUGCACUUGAAGAUUUUAUAAACAGUUUAAACUACAUCAAACCGUCCGUGUCCCCAGAGGGCUUACUGCAAUAUGAAAAUUGGGCGGAUAAAUUCGGAUCUAGCGGAGUCUGA